UUGAAUAUGAUUUAUAAAGGCAACCAAUACAAAGGCAUAGUGCACAAUGUCGACGGCUUCCAUUAACACCUGCCUUUUCUCUCUCAACAAAUCUUCUUCUUCUUCUUCUUCUUCUUCUCCUUCUCCUAAUAUCAUUCGUUCUUCUUCUAUUUCUGCAAGGCUUUCCAAUAACAACACUCCUCCUUCUUUCCCCAAUCUCAUCCAAAACAGACCUGUUUUUGCUGCCCCUUCCCCUCUUAUCACCCCCACUUGGACAGAAGAUAUGGCGAAUGGUUCAUAUGAGGAAGCCAUUGAAGCUUUGGAGAAGCUCCUCAGAGAAAAGGGAGAUUUGAAGGCAACAGCAACAUCAAAAGUGGCACAAAUAACAGCAGAACUAAAAACUGCAGAUGGAGAAAAGCCAGCCUUUGAUCCUGUUGAGAGAAUCAAAACUGGUUUCAUUCACUUCAAGAAGGAGAAAUAUGACAAGAACCCAGAGUUGUAUGGUGAACUUGCAAAAGGCCAAAGCCCCAAGUUUAUGGUGUUUGCUUGCUCUGAUUCAAGAGUGUGCCCAUCACAUGUUCUUGAUUUCCAACCUGGGGAGGCUUUUGUGGUCAGAAAUGUUGCCAAUUUGGUUCCUCCUUAUGAUCAGGACAAAUAUUCAGGAACUGGAUCUGCCAUUGAAUAUGCUGUUCUUCAUCUCAAGGUGCAAUACAUUGUUGUGAUUGGUCACAGUGCCUGUGGUGGUAUUAAGGGGCUUAUGACUUUCCCAUAUGAUGGAAAGUACUCAACUGAUUUCAUUGAAGAAUGGGUGAAAGUUGGUUUGCCUGCUAAGGCCAAGGUCAAUUCAGCCCAUGGUGGUGCAGACCUUGGGGAACUUUGUACACACUGUGAAAAGGAAGCAGUUGCUGUAUCACUUGGGAAUCUGCUAACCUAUCCAUUUGUUAGGGAUGGUUUGGUGAAUGGAACUCUUGGCCUCAAGGGUGGUCACUACGACUUCAUUAACGGAACUUUCGAGCUCUGGGGACUCGAAUUCAACGUUACUAAGCCUUUGUCUGUAUGAACUCCAUCUAUUACCGGCGGAUCGAUCUGGUAAAGGAUGUGGCCACCAUUCUGCACUGGAAGCUCUAGGGACAUGUUAAGAAGUCAAUCCUGUAAAGAUGAGACUUCUUUUUAAUAACACACUCUUUGGUUAUGUUGAAAUAAGGCUGUUUCUUUUCUUCCUGAGGAUUGAAUCUACCCUUCAAUUUGAUUGAAACCCGUUUCAGAUUCACCCGUA
Messenger RNA from Cucumis sativus (cucumber), 1255 nucleotides. RefSeq names its product carbonic anhydrase 2. Gene Ontology annotation, molecular function: carbonate dehydratase activity; zinc ion binding. The transcript has 10 exons. NCBI's taxonomy places the organism in Eukaryota, Viridiplantae, Streptophyta, Magnoliopsida, Cucurbitales, Cucurbitaceae. Bases 47 to 1039 code for a protein of 330 amino acids. Gene Ontology annotation, biological process: carbon utilization. The record is from RefSeq and is a predicted model, not a curated record.